AUGUCGUUGUAUCCACUUACUUUUAAGCAGAGACUACUAUUGUUUUACAAUGUUGCAUCUACGACCCUUUGGUUUUGUUGUUUCGUUAGGUUUUUGAUUCUACUACCAUUGGUGGGAAGACGCUUUCUCCCAGGAGGGAUUGCAGAUUUCUUUCACGUGGUUGCUGUGACUUCCCUUAUUGGAAAUUUAUUGCUUUUGUCCUUGAACACGACGAAAUGGAAGUCACAAUUAUGGCCAUUAUUGAAUGGUGUCAAAAUGAUAUGGAUUUGCUACGGAGUUAUAUUUCCUCACCCAAAAAUUGCCAAACAUACGUCCUAUUCGUUUCUCAUAACGGCUUGGUGUUUACAGUAUAUUAUUCAUUAUAGCUACCAUGCAUUCAGAGUUAAAACAAGGAUAUCACCAUUUUUUUUGUUUUGGUUGCAAUACAACAAUUUUUACAUCGUGUAUCCAUUGUCGGUAAUAGCCGAAAUGAUACAGGUAUUUUUAAGCUUGUCGUUUGUCGCCGAAGAUUCUUACCAUGAAUUGGUGUUGAAGGCAUUGUUUGUGGGAUACAUUCCUGUUGCGUACUUCACAUGGGGUCAUCUCAAGUCAAGAAGAAAUACCAAAUACACAGAAGUUUUAAAGAGAAGACAAGUGAGGUCUAAUAUUGAAAUGACUACCAAUGUAUCAACAUCAUCUGUAUCAAGAAGGGAAACCAACUCGUAA
This is a messenger RNA of Lodderomyces orthopsilosis Co 90-125, 705 nucleotides long. RefSeq lists its product as uncharacterized. Gene Ontology annotation, cellular component: endoplasmic reticulum membrane. Gene Ontology annotation, biological process: very long-chain fatty acid biosynthetic process; fatty acid elongation; sphingolipid biosynthetic process. The record is from RefSeq and is a predicted model, not a curated record. The coding region runs from base 1 to 705 and encodes 234 amino acids. The transcript has a single exon. Gene Ontology annotation, molecular function: 3-hydroxyacyl-CoA dehydratase activity. Lineage: Eukaryota; Fungi; Ascomycota; Pichiomycetes; Serinales; Debaryomycetaceae.